UACGUAUGAAACGUGAUCCGCGUCGGCCACCGUAGCGCAGUGACAACACGGCCAAGCACUUUGAUCGGACUUCGCCUGUGGCUAAGCUGUUAGCUCCGGACUAGCCUCCCAGUUAGUUGUGGACGCGGACUGUCCGGCUGUGCUAGACAGUUGACGGAUCCAAACGUCUGUCCAGGACUUGGAACUUGUACUCUGAGGAAGAUGAGGCUGAAGGAGAUCCAGAGGACUGCCCACCAGGCAUGGAGUCCUGCAGAGCACCAUCCCAUCCACCUGGCCUUAGGGACAUCCGCCCAACAGCUGGAUGCCUCUUUCAACACCACCGCUGCCCUGGAGAUAUUUGAGACAGACUUUUCUGACCCCUCUCUGGAGAUGAAGCUGAAAGGGUCAUUGCCCACCGCAAACAGGUUGCACAGCAUCGUGUGGGUGAACUUUGGAAUGGGAGCAGAUGGUACUGGAGGAAGACUGGUUGGCGGCAGUGAAAAUGGCGCAUUGACCAUAUAUAACCCAGAGGAAAUAAUGAACUCCGGACCGGAGACAGUUGUGGGACAGUCUGACAAACACACAGGACCCGUUCGAGCUCUUGAUUUCAACCCUUUUCAGAGUAAUCUGCUCGCAUCAGGAGCGAAUGAUUCAGAGAUAUACAUCUGGGAUCUAAACAACUUGGGCAGUCCAAUGACACCCGGAGCAAAGUCACAGCCUGCUGAAGACAUCAGUGUAGUGUCCUGGAACAGGCAGGUUCAGCACAUCCUGGCCUCUGCCAGCCCCAGUGGGAAAGCAGUGGUGUGGGACCUGAGAAAGAACGAGCCCAUCAUCAAGAUCAGUGACCACAGCAACAGGAUGCACUGUUCAGGAAUGCUCUGGCACCCGGAUGUAGCCACUCAAUUGGUGCUGGCCUCUGAGGAUGACCGACUGCCAGUCAUCCAGAUGUGGGACCUCCGUUUUGCAACAUCACCCCUCAAAGUCUUUGAGAACCACACAAGGGGAAUUCUAUCCAUAUCCUGGAGCCAAGCCGACUCCGAGCUCCUGCUGAGUAGUGCUAAAGACAACCGGAUCCUCUGCUGGAAUCCAAACACUGGAGAGGUCAUUUACGAGCUUCCAACAACAAACCAGUGGUGUUUUGACGUCCAGUGGUGCCCCAGAAAUCCAGCCCUGCUUUCAACAGCAUCAUUUGAUGGGAGAAUCACCGUCUACUCAGUGAUGGGCGGGAGUUUGAAGGCUCAGCAGCAAAGCACGGCUGAGAAGAUAUCCUCCUCAUUUGAUUCAAUGGAUCCCUUCGGUACAGGGCAGGUGCUGCCUCCCCUGCACGUCCCUCAGCCUGCAGCGCAGGACACCAUCGUUCCUCCUCUGAAGAAGCCACCCAAGUGGGUGCGCAGGCCAGUGGGAGCGUCCUUUGCUUUCGGUGGAAAGCUGAUAACCUUUGAGAAUCCCAAGAUGCCUCCAGUGCAGAGCCCCCAGCCCAUCCCCAGGCAAGUGUUUAUGAGCCAGGUUACCACGGAGACGGAGUUCCUUCAACGCUCCAGGGAGUUGCAGUCAGCGCUGCAGGCGGGUUCGUUCAACAACUACUGCCAGGCCAAGAUUCAGAACGCCAAGUCAGAUGCUGAGCAGGACAUAUGGAAGUUCCUUCUGGUUAAUUUUGAAGAGGAAGCUCGUAUUAAAUUCCUCAGACUUUUGGGUUUCAGCAAAGAUGAAUUGGACAGAAAGAUUUCAAAAUGCCUGGGGAAGAACUUUCAACCAAACGGACAUGGAGUAGAUGCCAAAGAUCUGGCAGAAAAGAUGCAGCGUCUCUCCACCGAGAGAUCUGAUGAAUUUGCAGGAGGUGAUUCGAGAACAUCAGGUUCUGUGUCUCCAGCAGACUUUUUCACUCAGACACCAAAGGAAACCUCCAACUUCCAGAUCCCUGUAUCAUGUGACACUGAUGGGUUGAUAAGCCAGGCGCUGCUGGUCGGAAACUUUGAGGGAGCUGUGGAUCUGUGCCUGAAUGACGGUCGCUACGCUGAAGCCAUCCUCCUCUCUAUCAGCGGAGGAGAAGAACUGCUCAAGAAAACUCAGCAAAAAUACCUAAGCAAGCAAAAGAACAGCAUUUCAAUGCUGAUAUCAUCAGUGGUGACCCAGAACUGGAGAGACAUCGUGCAGAGCUGUGAAUUGGACAACUGGAAGGAGGCUCUCGCUGCUCUCCUGACCUAUGCUCACCCUGAAGACUUUGCCCGUCUGUGCGAUACGCUGGGAGGCCGGUUGGAGCAUGAGGGGACGGAGAAGCGUUGCCUGCAGGCCUGUCUGUGUUACAUCUGCUCUGGGAACGUGGAGAAGCUGGUGGAGUGCUGGGCCUUGCACCGAGACUGCUCCUCCCCUCUGGGUUUAGAGGAUCUGGUUGAGAAGGUAAUGAUGCUGCGGAAGUCAAUCGAACGCCUCCGCAAUAGCGAGGUGGAAGUCCAGAGCCCAAUCCUGGCCGAGAAGCUGACCUGCUAUGCUGGCAUACUUGCUGCAGAGGGCAGUCUCUCCACCGCCAUGACCUACCUGCCAGAGAACUCAGAACAGUCUGGGAUCAUGAUGCUGAGGGACAGGCUGUUCCAUGCUCAGGAACAGCCUCCAAAUUCCUUCAACAGAGUCGAUGUGUCGACAGCCAAGCCGGCUCCUGCUGCUCAGACUCCUGCACCGAAAGCACAAAUUAUGGGUCAGUACCAGCCCUCUGCUCCUUCCCAAGUGGCUCCACAGCCUCCUAUGGCAUCGUUUUUUACCCCAAACGCUGCUCCAACCAGUACUGGGCCUGGUCUGCCCCCUUCCUCUCAUGUACUGCCGCCCAGUGCAGCCCACCCUGCCAGGAGGCCAUCCUACCCGCAACAUCCGGCUCCGGCUCCAGGUUUCCUUCCUCACCAGCCAUUCCAGCCUCAACCUAUGUCCAUGGGCAGACCCUCUUCUUUCCCUCCUCCGGGUCCUUCUAUGCCAGCUGCUGGCUUAUCUGGACCUCCACUACCGCCGUCGUCAUCGGCCCCGGGAGGCCUGCCCCCCAUGCCCAGCCCCGGGGUGCCACCAACAGCCUUCAUGCCGUCUACCUCUUUAUCCUCACACUUCAUGCCAACCAGCUCCCAGCCCGGAGCACCAGUUCCCAUGUACCCAGGGGGCCCCCACAACCAGGGGCCAGUAUCCCCCAUGACCUCUGGUCCCUACGCUCCUCUUGGAUCAGGGUAUCCACAGGGAGGCCCUGGAGCUCCUGCUGUAAAGCCCUACCCAGCCCCCACUGUUGCUCCUCCUCCUACAGGACAUUUUCCGUGGCUGUAUUCCCAGUGUGACCUUGAAGGACUUCAAGAAGGCUGGAAUGACCCACCCGCUGUCCGAGGUGGACUCAGGAAGAAGAAGGUCCCUGAUAACUACACUCCACCAGCACCCAUCACAGCCCCUGUGAUGGGAUACCCAGUGGAGGCCCCUCAGCCUCACGACCACGCCCAGGUCCCCCCCGGAGCCCCCCAGGAGCCCAGCGUGCAGCUCCUCCAGCAGCUGCCUGCGGAGAGGGUGGAGCAGAAAGAAAUCCCCGCUGAACACAUGGUCCUCAAAUCCACCUUCGACAGCCUGGUGCAGCGCUGCCAGCUCGCAGCAGGAGACCCUCAAACCAAAAGGAAACUUGAUGAUGCAGGCAAACGUUUGGGAUUCCUCUAUGACAAGCUGAGGGAGCAGUCGCUCUCUCACAACAUCCUGAACGGGCUUCACGAGAUCAGCCGCUGCGUGGCGAGCCAGAACUACCAGCGCGGCCUGGAAGUCCACACCCAGGUGGUCAGCAGCAGCAACUUCAGUGAGAUCUCCGGCUUCAUGCCCAUCCUCAAAGUGGUCAUGACCAUCGCCAACAAGCUGGGCGUCUAACCCCCUCCCGCCCCCGGGGGGACAACUCCACCAACCAGACUUCAGUGUUAUCAUAUUGUUAUAUAUGUAUUUAUUUCUUUUUGACCUGAUGACGUGCUUUGAAAACGAGAAAUCAAGAUGGUAUUGCAGAUUUGUGAUUUUUGUCACUCCAUACGUGCUCCUUUGCGGAGGACUCGGCUGAUUGGGGGGGCGAGGAGGGUUCUUGUAGAGAUGUGUCGAUGUUGCUGUGGUAAUUUUACGAAAAAAAAGAAAGAUGAAUGUACUCUGACAGUUGUGUUUCUGUGUAAAUUCAACAGUUGAUGUAAUAUACGAAGCAAGUUUGAAUCAAGGUGGCGUUUAUACGAGUAGAUGCAUUUUCAUAAUCCACGUUUGCGACACACCGGUGCUUAUUUCUCUUCUUAUCACGUUUGUGAUUGAAACAAAACGUCCGACACAAGCAACCUCGACCUCCACUGUCGGGAUGAGGUUAUAAAAUACUGUUGACUGAUUCAGAAUAAGACAUUAUCUUCGAUUAUGAUAUUUACCUUCGUUGCUAGUUAAAUAUUUCAUUCAUAUUUUUUUGUUAAUAUGUUACAGAGCAGAGUCUGGUUAUGAAUCAAACAGUUAAAUGAACAAUGCUACCAUAUAGAGUUUUGGUUACUUUCUUUCUAAUUUAACAAAAGCUACAACUCCAUUUUAUUUUGCGUUGUUAAGCAGUUGGCGAAUACUUUAUGCUUCACGUCGAUGUCACAAAAUGCAGUGAAAACUCCAAUAGGAUGCUAUAAUUGAAUUAAGAAGUAUCCAUGUCUUCAUAAUCUAAGGUCAGAAUACCCCACACAUCUUGAUUGCAUAUUCCUAGUAUGCCGUCAUUUGGGUUAAAUUGAUCAGAAAAUGCUGUUUAGUCUUACUCAGAUUAUUUGCUUCAUCGGGUUAGUAUCGUACACUGAUGUCCAUGUAAACUGUCUGAUACUUAAGUUCUUUUUACAGAGGGCGUGUCGUUGCACAACAAGCAUCAAAAGCAUUAAAAAAACCACACUGUAACAUACGUACUGAUUGUUCUCUUCACCUGCAGUAACCGAUUGUGUCCAGUUCAUUGUGCCAUGAGGGGGUGUUUUGGGUCAAAGCUCUGCAGAAGGAUGUCGCACUGAUCCCUGUUUCCUGAUAGUUUGUGUAAAUGGCUGAAUGUAAAUGAGUUUCCUCCUUUCACCCUCGCACCUGAUUCACUCCUCUGACUGCUGAGGUCACACGGCAGCUAGGGAACAAAAAAAAGAUUACUCUGAUUAAUGUCUGAACUGAAAAUGAAUUGACAUCCUUUUCUGUUAAAGAUGCUUUUUCUCCGGGCCGCCUCUUAUCCUUUGUAACUCUGAAUGACUUUUUUUUUUUUUAUUCAUACCGGCCCUAUAUCAGAUCAUACAACAUGAAUAAACUGUUAAAUGGAAUAAAAAAAAACGCUCUCGAGGUUUGUAGCUGGACAUUUUGGUGUAUCAUGGCAGCAGAAGGCAGUAAAGUGCCUCUGUGCUCAUUUUGGUUGCACAGAUAUUUAUACAAUCCACGUUGCUUACUUUACUCAUUUCGGUAUCUUUUUCAAAUAAAAUCCCUCUUCCAAGA
Messenger RNA from Hippoglossus stenolepis (Pacific halibut), 5439 nucleotides. RefSeq names its product SEC31 homolog B, COPII coat complex component (gene sec31b). The record is from RefSeq and is a predicted model, not a curated record. Bases 202 to 3852 code for a protein of 1216 amino acids. Gene Ontology annotation, cellular component: COPII vesicle coat; endoplasmic reticulum exit site. Gene Ontology annotation, biological process: endoplasmic reticulum to Golgi vesicle-mediated transport; endoplasmic reticulum organization; intracellular protein transport. Lineage: Eukaryota; Metazoa; Chordata; Actinopteri; Pleuronectiformes; Pleuronectidae. The transcript is spliced from 26 exons. Gene Ontology annotation, molecular function: structural molecule activity; protein binding.